Haemonchus placei is the source of this 1056-nucleotide messenger RNA. The record is from the annotation of a GenBank genome assembly. NCBI's taxonomy places the organism in Eukaryota, Metazoa, Nematoda, Chromadorea, Rhabditida, Trichostrongylidae.
AUGACUGAGAUAGAGGAGCGCAGAUGUGAAGGUUUUGAAUGCGGUAAACCAGCGAAACUGCGUUGCCCUACCUGCAUCAAACUGGGUCUGAAGGAUUCGUUUUUCUGUGAUCAGUUUACUGGCUCCUUACGGCCUGCUCGAGUCACCCCAAGGCGACCAGUGCCACAAUCAAUCACACGUCCAGACUAUGCUCUGCAUCCUCAAGGAGUUUCGUUUGAAGAGCGACAAGCAAAGAAAAACAGGGAGAUCAAGGUCUUAGACGACGAAGAAAAAGAAGGUCUUCGUGUGGCUUGUCGCCUGGGUCGAGAAGUUUUGAACGAAGCAGCAAAGGCCUGCGCACCAGGUGUCACCACCGAUGAGAUUGACCGAGUUGUGCAUGAGGCUUGUAUCGAGAGAGACUGCUAUCCAAGUCCUUUAGGCUAUUACAAUUUUCCAAAAAGCUGCUGUACCUCAGUGAAUGAAGUUAUAUGUCACGGUAUACCGGAUCUCCGUGUGUUGGAGAAUGGUGAUUUGUGUAAUGUUGAUGUCACUGUAUACCAUCGCGGAUUCCAUGGAGAUUUGAAUGAGACCUUUCUUGUUGGUGACGCAGUCGAUGAAGAGUCACGGAAUCUUGUACGUGUCACGUAUGAAUGCCUACAACAGGCCAUUGCAAUGGGUAAUAGUAACAUGAGGCCGGGCGUGAAAUUCCGAGAAAUCGGGAAUGUUAUUCAAAAACAUGCCAACGCAAAUGGUUUCUCUGUGGUCAAGGCCUACUGCGGUCACGGGAUCCACAGAUUGUUUCACACUGUUCCGAACGUGCCCCAUUACGCAAAGAACACUGCGACGGGUGUGAUGAAAGCGGGUAAUUCGUUUACAAUUGAACCAAUGAUAAAUGCUGGCAGUUAUCACGACGAUCGUUGGCCAGAUGACUGGACCGCUGUUACGACCGACGGCAAGCGAUCCGCUCAAUUUGAGCAUACACUUCUGGUGACCGAGAACGGUUGUGAUGUACUGACAGCUCGUGAAGGAAAUCGGCCAUGGUUUAUGGAUCAAAUUGAUAUGUGGUAUAGCAAAUAG